This is a messenger RNA of Eimeria tenella, 1587 nucleotides long. RefSeq lists its product as uncharacterized. The record is from RefSeq and is a predicted model, not a curated record. Bases 1 to 1587 code for a protein of 528 amino acids. Gene Ontology annotation, biological process: regulation of transcription by RNA polymerase II. Lineage: Eukaryota; Apicomplexa; Conoidasida; Eucoccidiorida; Eimeriidae. Gene Ontology annotation, cellular component: nucleus; SWI/SNF complex. Gene Ontology annotation, molecular function: transcription coregulator activity. The transcript is spliced from 2 exons.
AUGGAAGAGCCAGAAGCGACAACGGCUCGUUUUGUUCCCUGUUCGGUUUGCAGCAGCAGCUCGGGCAGCAGCUGCAUUUGCUGCUCUGCAGCAGAACCCCACCGGCAGCCGCUGCUGCUGUCUGCUGCAGCAGCAGAAGCAACAGCAGCGCUGCUUCAGCAGCAGCCCGCGUGGCGCCGUGUUGCGCUGCUGCUGCCGCAGGAUCGCCUGGGCGAGGCCCCAGCCUUUCUGGCAACCUUCAAGGAGAAAUGGCAGCAGCAACAGCAGCAGCAGCAGGAGCCUCCGCUGCUGUACUUUGUGUCUGACCGCCCUGCGGGCUUUUGCUGCAGCGAUCUCAGCAGCGCUGCUGUGCUGUCUCCAGACUUGCUGGUGUCUGCUGCUGCUUCCUGCUGCUGCUGCCACCCUGCUGCUGCAGCGCCGCGGCCAACGCUGUACCUCUCUCCGCGGAGCCCUGUUGCUGUUUCUUGCUGCGCUGCAGCAAUAGCAGCAAAGCACUCUGCUGCUGCAGCAGCAGCUGCUGCUGCUGCUGUGGGUUCCCCAACCUCAGCAGCAGCAGAAGCAGCAGCGGCUCUCGUGCUACUUCCGGACUCUUCAGUGCAGCAUGGCCUGGGCUGUUUGCUGCGGCAUCUGCUGCAGCAAUUUGCUGCUGCAGCAGACACGCAGCCUACUUCCAGCGGCAGCACAACGCCUGCGCUGUCCCCCUCUCCUGCAGGCAGCGGGGCGCUUCCUGCUGCUACUGCUGUUGACGCUGCUGCUGCUGCUGCUGGUGCAGCAGCAGCAGCAGCAGCAGCGCAGCACAGGUGCACUUGCAGGUGGGAACGCACGGGAAUCUUUGUUGCUCUUGCCCCCUGCAUGCUGCUGCCUGCAGGUGACCUUGCUGCAGCAGAAGCCACGGCGGGGCGGCUUGCAGCAUCAGCAGCAGCAGCAGCAGCAGCUGCUGCUGCUGCUACAGCAGCAACUGAAGCAGCAGUCGACUUGCACAGCUUCGGCCGCUGCGGCGCGGCCUGCGCAGAGCACAUGACGGGCUGCCUUUUGGUGCAGCAGCAAGAACAGCAGCAGCAGCAGCAGCAGCAGCAGUUUCUGCCUACAGAUGCAGCAGUGCAGCAAUAUGCGGAGCUCUUUAAGCUGCCAGGAAUGAGGGCCUCGCAGCUGUGCUUCCUGAGGCCUUGUCCUUUCCGGGGAGCUGCCCCUGCAGCAGCAGCAGCAGCAGCAGCAGCAGCAGCAAGUGGAGGAUCUCGGCAGCUAGAAACCAUGAAGGCGCAGCAGUUUGUGCGCGUCUGCGGCAGAGUUUUAUUUGAAGCAAAACGACGGGCAGAAGACGGGGCCAUAGGCCUCUCCCCAGUGCCGCAGCAGCAGCAGCAGCAGCAGCAGCAGCAGCAGCUGGAGCUGCAGCAGCUCCUGUUGCAGCAGCAGCAGAGGAAUCAAAGGAGGCACAGGAAGCAACAUGCAGUCAAGCUGCAGGACCCAACGACUUUGCCGCAGCUCUUAAAUGCUGCUUCUGUCACUGUGGGGAGAGAAGUCGAGCGAAGAAGCAGUGCAGCAGCAGCAGCAGCAGCAGCACGAAGAGCAGCAAGGGCGGCGUUGUAA